Poecilia latipinna (sailfin molly) is the source of this 2083-nucleotide messenger RNA. Its product is annotated as protein NLRC3-like. The record is from RefSeq and is a predicted model, not a curated record. The coding region runs from base 74 to 2083 and encodes 669 amino acids. NCBI's taxonomy places the organism in Eukaryota, Metazoa, Chordata, Actinopteri, Cyprinodontiformes, Poeciliidae. The transcript has 3 exons.
GGACCAGCAGAGCUCAGAGGUUCCCACUGGUCCGUCUGUCCAGCAGGAUCAAACACAGCUGGACUCCAUAUUUAUGCUGCUGGAGGAAAACAUUGUCACUUUUGUGCAGAACGAGCUGAAGAAGAUCCACAAGGUUCUGAGUCCAGAUUACCCAGAAUGCUCAGAGAGUCAGAGAGAGGAUGAUGAGGUGUUGGGAGGUGAGGAUGAAGAGCAGAGGAGGAGCAGCAGAGAGGCAGUGAUGAAGAUCGCCUUGAACUUCCUGAGGAAGAUGAAGCAGGAGGAGCUGGCUGAUCAUCUGCAGAGCAAACAUCCUGCUGCAGUUUGUCAACAUCAACUUAUUUCUGGUCUGAAGAAGAAGUUCCAGUCUGUGUUUGAGGGAAUCGCUACAGCAGGAAGUCCAACCCCUCUGAACCAGAUCUACACAGAGCUCUACAUCACAGAGGGAGGGACUGGAGAGGUCAAUGAUGAACAUGAGGUCAGACAGAUUGAAACAGCAUCCAGGAAACCACACAGACCAGAAACAACAAUCAGACAAGAAGACAUCUUUAAAGUCCCACCUGGAAGAGAUCAACCAAUCAGAACAGUGAUGACAAAGGGAGUGGCUGGCAUUGGGAAAACAGUCUUAACACAGAAGUUCACUCUGGACUGGGCUGAGGGCAGAACCAACCAGAACAUCCAGUUCAUAUUUCCAUUCACUUUCAGAGAGCUGAAUGUAGUGAAAGAAGAAAAGUUCAGCUUGGUGGAACUGAUUCAUCACUUCUUUACUGAAACCAAAGGAAUCAGUAACUUUGAACAGUUCCAGGUUCUGUUCAUCUUUGAUGGCUUGGAUGAGAGUCGACUUCCUCUGGACUUUGAUGAUAAUCUGAUCCUGACUGAUGCUACAGAGUCCAGCUCAGUGGAUGUUCUGCUGACAAACCUCAUCAGGGGGAAACUGCUUCCCUCUGCUCUCCUCUGGAUAACCACAAGACCUGCUGCAGCCAAUCAGAUCCCUCCUGAGUGUGUUGGCAUGGUGACAGAGGUCAGAGGGUUCACUGACCCCCAGAAGGAGGAGUACUUCAGGAAGAGAUUCAGAGAUGAUGAGGAGAAGGCCAGCAGGAUCAUCUCCCACAUCCAGAAAUCAAAAAGUCUCCACAUCAUGUGUCACAUCCCCGUCUUCUGCUGGAUGACUGCUACAGUUCUGGAGGAAAUGUUGGAAACCAAUGAAAGAGCCGUACUCCCAAAGACCCUGACUGAGAUGUACAUCCACUUCCUGGUGGUUCAGACCAAAGUGAAGAAGGUCAAGUAUGAUGGAGGAGCUGAAACAGAUUCACAUUGGAGUCGAAAAAGCAAGAAGAUGAUCAAGUCUCUGGGAAAACUGGCUUUUGAUCAGCUGCAGAAAGGAAACCUGAUCUUCUAUGAAUCAGACCUGACAGAGUGUGGCAUCGAUAUCAGAGCAGCCUCAGUGUACUCAGGAGUGUUCACACAGAUCUUUAGAGAGGAGAGAGGGCUGUACCAGGACAAGGUGUUCUGCUUCGUCCAUCUGAGUGUUCAGGAGUUUCUGGCUGCUCUUCAUGUUCAUCUGACCUUCAUCAACUCUGGAGUGAAUCUGCUUGAGGAAUCUUUGACAGAAGAUAAAGAAUCAGCACUGGCUAAUUUACAUCAGAGUGCUGUGGACAAAGCAGUAGAGAGUCCAAAUGGUCAUCUGGACUUGUUACUUCGCUUCCUUCUGGGUCUUUCACUGCAGACCAAUCACACUCUCCUAAAAGGUCUGAUUUCACCGACUGAAAACAAAACCAGUCUGGAAUCAGUCCAGUACAUCAGGAAUAAGAUCAGUGAAAAUCUCUCUGGAGAGAAAAGCAUCAACUUGUUCCACUGUCUGAAUGAACUGAAUGAUCGUUCUCUAGUGGAGGAGAUCCAACAGUCUUUGAGUUCAAGAAGUCACUUAAAAGAAAAUCUGUCUCCAGCUCAGUGGUCAGCUCUGGGUUUCAUCUUAUUGUCAUCAGAGAAAGAUCUGGAUGUAUUUGACUUGAAGAAAUACUCUGCUUCAGAGGAUGCUCUUUUCAGGCUGCUGCCUGUGGUCAAAGCCUCCAAAAAAGCUAUGUGA